Messenger RNA from Paramacrobiotus metropolitanus, 608 nucleotides. RefSeq lists its product as uncharacterized. The coding region runs from base 89 to 589 and encodes 166 amino acids. Lineage: Eukaryota; Metazoa; Tardigrada; Eutardigrada; Parachela; Macrobiotidae. The transcript is spliced from 3 exons. The record is from RefSeq and is a predicted model, not a curated record.
UCCAGAUUGAAGUACCGUGCCGUGGAGUUGUGGACGGUAUUGAGGGAUUUCACGGGGAUCACCCGGCAGGAGUAUCACGCACGGUCCGAUGAACCCCACCAUGACCCUCACCGUGUUACCAUUAUUCGCACUGAUCUUGUUUCGUCUGGCCACUGUGUGCAGUGAAGAUUGCUACGAGGAGGUGGAUUCCUGUGAUAUGGGAACGGAAGAUCAGUCGGACGAUUCCAGCGUAUAUAUUUUGGCGUGCUCGUCGGAUCCGCCAAAUCAGAAUUCGACUUGGUAUCGCAGCAACAGUGUUGUUGGCAGUGGCGUGGCACAGGACACUUACCAAUGGGACAUCAUUGGAAAGAUAAACGGAUCAAGUGAAAAUGACAUGAUGGCCAUCGCACGUUGCACUCCUAAACAUGACUACAGUGGUGUUAUCCGGGUUACAACUCUUUAUACCCCGGCGCUUCGCGUCGAACCAACCAUGGUUGUUAGCUUUUGGUUACUGUUAUCCGAUCCUCCAAUAAUAAACACAGAGUACUUCGAACUGGGCAUCGCUGAAUGGAGAGAAGGGCAUCCAGCUCAUUACACCGAUGUCCUGUGAGGAAGGCAUAAUGGGCAGC